Messenger RNA from Enhydra lutris kenyoni (northern sea otter), 2939 nucleotides. RefSeq names its product solute carrier family 25 member 46 (gene SLC25A46). The coding region runs from base 72 to 1337 and encodes 421 amino acids. NCBI's taxonomy places the organism in Eukaryota, Metazoa, Chordata, Mammalia, Carnivora, Mustelidae. Gene Ontology annotation, biological process: mitochondrial membrane fission; mitochondrial fission; axon development. The record is from RefSeq and is a predicted model, not a curated record. Gene Ontology annotation, cellular component: mitochondrial outer membrane. The transcript has 8 exons.
UGGCCGGAGGUCGCGGUGGCCCCAGUGGUCGUGGGCUCCGGGUGGGCUCGCGUCAUCCUGCCCCGUCUGCGAUGCAUCCGCGGCGCCCGGACGGAUUCGAUGGCUUGGGCUAUCGGGGCGGUGCCCGGGAUGAGCAGGGUUUUGGCGGCGCUUUCCCUGCCAGGUCCUUCAGCUCCGCGUCGGACCUGAGCCACUGGGUGACCACUCCCCCAGACAUCCCCGGUAGCCGCAACCUGCACUGGGGCGAAAAGAGCCCGCCCUACGGCGUACCCGGCCCCUCCACCCCGCUCGAGGGCCCCGCGGAGGAACCGUUUCCCGGCGGCAGCAGCGGCGGCGGUGGCGGCGUGCCGGGACAGAGCACCGAGCAGUUGAAUAGAUUUGCUGGAUUUGGUAUUGGCCUUGCAAGCCUCUUUACAGAAAAUGUACUGGCUCAUCCUUGCAUUGUUCUACGCCGCCAAUGUCAGGUUAAUUAUCAUGCUCGGCAUUACCAUCUCACUCCGUUUACAGUCAUCAAUAUCAUGUACAGCUUCAACAAAACUCAGGGACCGAGGGCCCUUUGGAAAGGAAUGGGAAGUACGUUUAUUGUCCAGGGAGUCACACUUGGAGCAGAGGGAAUAAUAAGUGAAUUUACACCUUUACCAAGGGAGAUUUCACAUAAAUGGAAUCCUAAACAAAUAGGAGAACACCUUCUACUAAAAUCCCUAACUUACAUGGUGGCAAUGCCUUUUUAUUCAGCAAGUCUCAUUGAAACAGUACAGAGUGAGAUCAUUCGCGAUAACACUGGAAUUUUGGAAUGUGUAAAAGAAGGAAUUGGAAGAGUGAUUGGCCUCGGAGUGCCUCAUAGCAAACGACUGCUCCCACUCCUUUCUUUGAUCUUCCCUACGGUGCUGCAUGGAGUUCUUCAUUACAUCAUCAGCUCAAUCAUUCAGAAGUUUGUCCUCCUAAUUCUAAAGAGAAAGACUUAUAGUAGCCAUCUAGCUGAGAGCACUAGUCCAGUGCAGAGUAUGUUGGAUGCUUAUUUUCCAGAACUUAUUGCUAACUUUGCUGCCAGUCUUUGCUCUGAUGUUAUACUUUACCCAUUGGAAACAGUCUUGCACCGCCUUCACAUUCAAGGAACACGCACAAUCAUUGACAAUACAGACCUUGGCUAUGAAGUGCUUCCAAUUAACACACAGUACGAGGGAAUGAGAGACUGUAUCAAUACCAUAAGGCAGGAGGAAGGAGUGCUUGGUUUUUAUAAGGGGUUUGGUGCUGUUAUAAUACAGUACACGCUGCAUGCAGCUGUUCUACAGAUUACCAAAAUUAUUUACUCCACCCUUCUUCAAAAUAGCGCUUGAGGUUUAAGUUCCUGGUUAGUCUAAAAGAUAUAAUCUGGAUAAUUUGUUAUGAAAUUAUGAGGGAUAAAAGUGAAGUACUGGGGGGAAAAUGGAUUCAAAAGUGAAACUGGUAGGGAAAGCCCAUGCUGAUAUAUGGACUCUUCAUUUUUUAAAAGGCAUAGGUACAUAUUUUGGAUGAAAAGUAUUCCAAAUUCGAAAACUCAGUGAAAGUAACACUCAUGCAUUGAAUUCUAGCCAGUGUAGCACUCAUGCUAAACUAAAAUCAUCCUGGGCAGAAGGAGAAAUUUGUCAGCAAACAUAAAACAAGAUUUCACAGAGCUGAAUUUAUUCCAUCUGACUUAAGAAUUUAUUAGAAGUUUAUUUCACCUUCUAGAUUGAUACUGCUAUGUCAUCCUUAAUAGAGUAUAUAGUACCAAUAUAGUUUACCUUUAAGUAAAUAAACUAUGUCAUCAGUGAUAAAGAUGGGAAGGACUGGAUUUGCCCACGUGUAAGCAGGACUUGAGUUUUAAAUUGCAUUGUCCCUGUGUAACUUCGUAAUGGCUAUAUAUUUAUUAUAUAAAGCCAUUUAUGUACAUACACGGAACUUGGAAUUUCCUUCAUCUCUACAAAUUUUCCACUCUGAGAUCAGCUUACUUCAUAAAAUGAAGUCAUGUACUUUCUGCUUAAAUGGCAGAACAAAACAUUAAAGGACAAGGUACCCAAAAGAUUUAAGGCAAACAGUAUAUUUGUCCAUAUUCAAACCCAGCAUUUCAAUGCCAGCAACUGAAAAUUCGUUAUAUGUUUAUAAAGUUUGAUUUGCUUACCUAGAUAUGUGAAUCAUCAGGGCCAUUUUUAGAGCCAUUCCUAAGAGCAAGAGAGUAAAAAAUAAUCAUGACAACUAUUAAUGUUUCCAUAUUUACAAAUUGUGUCCUGAAAGGAAUGUCGCUUGCCUUAUAUUUCUGAAUGACUUGUCUUAGAGGAGACACAAUUAAAAUUCAUGUGAAAGUGUGUGCCUCUUGCCUUCCAUAUAGUCAUCAUUAAAUAAUGGCUUCAGUUUUUAUUAAUAGUUUCAUUCUCAAACUAGAUAUACAUAAAGGGAAAAGCAAGUUUAUUUCUUAUCACCUUUUGUUUAAACUUGUUUGAAUGAAUAAUGAAGAAAAAAUAAAAACAUUAAAGGGUUCGUCCUGCUUUUUGUGGAUGAGGAAAAGAAGUAAAUCUCAAAAAUAAUAAGCAAAAACAUGGUUGUUGGUAUGUUAAAAAAAAAAAAUUCUGCCUGUUCCUAAAUUGAAGUUGGUGGGUGAGGUUCUUUGUAUAAUAAAAUAAUAAGCAUUUGACCGAUACAUCAUUAAACAUUUUAGAGUUUCAUUUCCUCACAGGAGUGAUCGCAGUUUUACUACCAACCAUUUAGCACAUAAGUGCAAUGAUUUUGCACCAAUAUUGGCCAACCUAAAACUGAGAUUUACUUGCUAAAUGUCAGCGUAACAAUUAAUUUUUGUGAUUAAUAGUUUUAGAACCAAAAGAUGUUAUCCAAAAAGUGUCAAACCAUAUGUAAGUAGCAACUCUGUCUAUGAUCUUGUGUGGUAUGUGUGUGGUUUUUUAAAAAUCACUAAAAUACAUGUUUUC